AUUCAAACACACAAAGAAUUAUGUCGGGUCGAAACGCUAAUCACCCUUUGGGGUGUCUCAUAAUUUCAUUGGCUUUGACUAUUAUAUCUUCUUCUGCCAUGAUCGAACCUUCUUCUUCUUCUUCUUCUCCGGGAGUCAAAGGGGUUUAUUGGCCUUCGUGGGCCGAUUCAACUUUCCCGCCCUCCGCCAUAGACACAACUCUCUUCACUCACGUCUACUACGCAUUCCUCCUUCCUAACAAUGCCACAUUCCGUUUCGACGUGGAUGCCACCACGGCCGACCAGCUCCGCCGCUUCACGUCCACCCUCCGGUCUAAAACCCCGCCCGCAAAGACUCUUUUCUCCGUCGGCGGGGGCGGGGCAGACCCGAAAGCGUUCGCGCGGAUGGCGUCGCGCGCUCCGAGUAGGAAGGCCUUCGUUGACUCCAGCAUACGAGUGGCCCGGGCGUUCGGGUUUGACGGGAUUGACUUGGACUGGGAAACGCCACAGAGCCCGGGGGAAAUGAGGGACUUCGGGCUGCUGUUGGCCGAUUGGCGCGCGGCCGUAGAGCGGGAGGCGUCGGCCACUGGCCGCCCCCGGCUCCUACUCACGGCCGCCACCUACUUCUCGGCGGAUUUCUUCCUCGGCCCGGUGUACCGGGCGUACCCGGUAGCCGCAAUUAACCAGAAUCUGGACUGGAUCAACGCGAUGUGCUACGAUUACCACGGAUCGUGGGACACGGCGGCGACGGGAGAACACGCGGCGCUUUUCGACCCAAAAACCAACAUAAGCACCAGUUAUGGGCUCGGGCAGUGGAUCAGGGCCGGCCUGAUGAGAAGCAAGCUGAUAAUGGGCUUGGCUCUGUACGGGAGGACAUGGAAGCUGAAGGAUUCGAGCUCGUUCGGAAUCGGAGCGCCGGCGGUGGACGUGGGCCCGGGAGGCGGAACUCUGAGAUUCGACGAGAUCCAGGCAUUCAAUCAGGAGAAUAACGCGACGGUGGUUCAUGACGCCGCCACGGUGUCGGUGUACUCGGUGGCGGGGACGUCGUGGAUUGGGUACGACGAUCCGGCGUCAAUAUCCGUCAAAGUCAAAUACGCUAGGGCCACUCUCAACCUCGGUGGUUACUUCUUUUGGGCCGCUAAUGGUGACUCCCAGUGGAUGAUUUCUAAACAAGCUAAGCAGUCGUGGGACGGGACUGCGGGAGCAAUUUCUAUUGAGGUUUAGAGGAUGAAAACUAAGUUUAUACCCUUACUUGCAUAUUGGAUGUAUCAUAUAUAGACACAUAGAGACAAUAAUUUUAUAUAUACCCUAUACAUAAUUGUUGUGUCUGUAAUAUAUUGGUGUGGUAUUG
This is a messenger RNA of Cuscuta campestris, 1329 nucleotides long. NCBI's taxonomy places the organism in Eukaryota, Viridiplantae, Streptophyta, Magnoliopsida, Solanales, Convolvulaceae. The record is from the annotation of a GenBank genome assembly.